UUAUCUACCAUUGUGCUUUUGUGUUCAUAUUAAGUAGCAAUAAUGAACAACUUAAGAUGAAGUCCACAAUCCUGUAAUCAGUUGAACUCAUUGGGGCUACUCAGGUACAUAAGUUAUACAUCUGCAUAAGUGAUUGCAGAAUUAGGGUUUUAGGCCAUGUCUAUACUAGUGAGCUUACAGCGGCACAGCUGUACCGAUGCAACCGCACUGCUGUAAGAUCAUUUGUAUAGCUAUGUAAGUGGGAGAAGCUCUUCUGCUGACCUAGCAUUGUGGACGCUACCACUUAUGCCGGCGAAACUUGUUUCACACUCCUGAGUGACAUAAGUGGUAGUGAAGACGUGGCCUUAGUUGAAUCUACCUCAUGUUAAUACGCUCACUUUAAAACACUCCUGAAGACAGUAUAUUGGUUUUAAUGGUGUUAGUUUAUGGCUGUCUAAAGCAGUUAUUGAGGUUUCAAAUGACAAAAUCAAGCUGCUUUUCCAUAAUAAAAAAAAAAAAAAAUCAACAGUUCUGCUGUUGUAACAACUGAUUCAAAGCAAAAUCUUUUCUUCCUACCCCACCCUUGUUUGGGGCAUAGGGGACUGAUAAGAGGUAUAAGUAGAUCCCUGGGCCUGCAGAGAAGUCAAUGUAGCAUUAAUGCUGUAGACUUUGCAAUUAGAAGGAAAAAAGGAAUUUAGAGAGAACUCAAAACAGACCUGUCAUAAACGUGUGUCCCUUUCAACUCCUAGAGUUCAGUCAUUGCAAUGCAGUAGCUAAAUGAUCUGAGUCUAGUGUUUGUAGUAUUACUCUCUAUUGUUGGUAUCUGUUAGAACACACACAGAUUAUUGAAAAUUUGGAAAAAAUUAGAGAGUAAAGGAUGCUAUGAAUUUAUUCCAUAAUUGGUAAUGCUGUUUGUGCCCAUUAUCUAACAGGCAAUUUAACCUUCAUCAGAGAGAGAGAGAGAGAAAUGCUGAAUUUUGGAAAUGAGGGAGUAUCCUAUUUAAAGUUUUCAUAUAAUAGCAUGACUGUGAUGUGUAGCUCUGAAGUUUGGAGCUAAGACUGGUUGAUAUAUAGUUAUGCUAUGGAAUUGAAAUAAGAAAAUCUUUAUUAUAUAUUGUCUGGCAUACUUGGAGUCCAGAACAGCUUCUUGGCUAAUCUUCUAUUUUAAAUUAUGUGUAACUGUUAGUCCUAUUUCAGGGAGUAUUUCUUUCAUCGUCAGUAAUUAUAAUCUGCAGUAUAUUAUUCAGUUUCCUUCAUGGGAGUAGAAGGAAGAUAUUGUUUCGGAUUUGUAUUUAAAAUUACUAUUUUCUUUGUUCUGUUUGCCCCCCAUCUCCCCUCUUUUUUUCCGGACUGAUAAUUUGAGAGGAUAUAACAGGUCUUAACAUCAAGCUGGAGGUCCUGUUUUCUUCUGAUCUGUGCAUCACGUGCAAGAAAAGAUUCUUGUAAAUAAGAUGUAUUACGCUUUAGAGUUGAGGAUCCUAAUCAAGAGACUGUUUCUUUUAUUAAGAAUAACUGGAUUCCUACAGUACCAGCAUGGAAGUAGUUUUGCACUAUCGACCAUUUCAGAAUGACCUUACAAAAUUGCAGAAACUUGUGGAAGAAACACUGAAGGAGUUUCCUAUUCGGCAACUACCAAGAUUUGUUCCUUGGUUUCCAAAUGAUUCACACAAACUUCCCCUCAAGCCGAAAAGACAACCACCUAUUAUUUCUGGUGAGAAAGCAGAAGAAGUGAAACAACUUGUUGCCGCUUCAGAACCUCUUAUUGGGCAACAUUAUGACUGCACAGUAGACCUUCUGGAGUUUCAGUCUAAUUUGAAAACUGGUCAAAGUUUAAUUCAAACACAAACAGUGCACGCACAAAUUCAUUCAAGCAAUCUGGAAGUACAACCAGCAAAUGAAAAACCAAAAUUGAGAAGGUCUUGGAGUAUCUCUGUCCCUAGUCCUAAACUUAAAGAAAAAAUUCUUCCUUUAUCUAGAGAACUGCAGAGUAAUUUAGAAAGACUGAAGCUACAUGCAUUUUAUAGAGCAAAGUGGACAAUUGAACAAUCUAUUUGUAAUAAUCAAACUCUAGAGGACAUUUGGAUUAAACUGAACACAAUGAUCAAACACAAUGAAUUGCCGUCUUGCAAUGCUACAAUCCAGAGAUGUGUGGACCAGAUAUGGGUUUUCUGUGACAUAUUAUACAGUGAAUAUGUUGGCAAUCUUCUUAGAGAAAGAUUAAAUCUUACUGGGAGAAUGAACUUGCUUGUACAUAAAUACGGAAUUAUAUUUAGUUUGUAACUUUAAAACCAAAGGAAAGAUUAAUAUUACUGUCUGGAAAAUUAAGUUUUUUUAAAAAAAAUAGAUUGCAAAUAUGCAGUAUAUGCAGAAGGACUUGAAAACAACUGAUGAAUUCAAUAUCAGAAAACUAUAUUAACAUUAGUUUGAUUAUCAGCAGGGUAGCCAUGUUAGUAUGUAUCCACAAAAAUAAUGAGGAGCCCCGGUGGCACCUUAAAGACUAACAGAUUUAUUUGGGCAUAAGCUUUCGUGUUUAAAAAAAAACCCACUUCUUCAGAUGUAUGAAGUUUGUAUGUAUUAGUUUGAUUAAAUUGUUUGUUUACAUAUAAUUCAUGGUCAAACAAAAUUAUAUCCAUGUAUUUUGUAGUUAUUAUGAACAUUAGAAUAGCCUUUGUGGUUUUUUCCCCCCUCCAUGCAUAGAAUCAGAGUCCACUGUCCAGUGACUCUUGCAGAUGAGCUGUUUUAGGAAAAUGAAAUCUGUACUUCUGUCAGGUAGAGGACUUCCUUCCUGUACUGAUUGAGUUGAAAUUAGGAGGAGAGAAAAAGUACAAUGUAUUUUUUUUAAGUGAAUCAUCAUUGUCACCAUGAUGGAUUUUGGUUUUGUCCUAGCAAGAAGCUGAUUAUCUCCAGGAAAAACUCUCAUUAGGAUGAAUAGUUUACAUUUAAAAUGUAAACUGACUUCCAUUCCACACAAAUCUUGCCACCUCGUGCUUAUUAUGAAUUAUUUGCUCUGAAAUACCAAAUAAUAAAGAUUAGAGAAAAAGUUUAUAUUGUAGUAAUAAAUUCUUUCACCUCCGUUA
Chelonia mydas (Green sea turtle) is the source of this 3056-nucleotide messenger RNA. RefSeq names its product shieldin complex subunit 3 (gene SHLD3). Gene Ontology annotation, biological process: negative regulation of double-strand break repair via homologous recombination; positive regulation of isotype switching; positive regulation of double-strand break repair via nonhomologous end joining. Bases 1513 to 2259 code for a protein of 248 amino acids. The record is from RefSeq and is a predicted model, not a curated record. Lineage: Eukaryota; Metazoa; Chordata; Testudines; Cheloniidae. The transcript is spliced from 2 exons.